Cuscuta europaea is the source of this 1245-nucleotide messenger RNA. NCBI's taxonomy places the organism in Eukaryota, Viridiplantae, Streptophyta, Magnoliopsida, Solanales, Convolvulaceae. The record is from the annotation of a GenBank genome assembly.
GUUUAUUUGUCUCACUCAGCUCCCAAUAUGUCAAUUAGACCACACAAAAUCGUGGGGUGGCCCCCACUCAUGUGGGAGGUCAUCCCAUUAUGUCCCGGUGUGUAUAAUUGGCCCCGAAAGUUGCAUUUCUCGGACUGCUUUGGUUAUAUUUUAUUUUAUCGGGCCGGAUAAAAUGUAUCACACGUUUCCAAUAGUUAUAGGCCUUUAGAAUAGGUGUACAUUCCCCAACAUAAAUUUGGGAGUCACCGAAAUUCAUUUCGGACUGUUAUCCGAUAAAUUACCAAUACCGUUAAUUGGGUCUCGUUUGACCCACCGGUAAAACCCAUGUUCUUUCCAUGGCUCAAAUAAAAUAUCCACUCCCAUAUACAUAUUAUCUAGACCAAGAUGAAUAUAAUAUGUGGUUCAAGAAUCUUCGGGUGGCCCCCGGUCCCGGCGUGGGCCCCACAUGCAAUUUACUAUUCACGUAAAAGAAAUAAUAAAACUUUACAAUUACGCAAAUUUAUAAAUCAUCCUUCAAGGUUUAUCACAUAAUUUACUAAAAGUAAAUAUGCUUGGGGACGAUGCUACAAUCUUCUUGAAUUAGAACAAAGGGUUUUAUACCUUCGGUCCCAGGAGCAGCAACCAGCUCACCAGGCCUUCGACACGCAAUUCCAACAGCAUGGCGCGCAAGCAGGUCCGCAACAUCUCCAGCACACGGGUGCACCGCAGCAGCAACGGCCUCCUGGUAGUUUUCCACGCGGACGAGGCGAACGAGGACGGGGUGACAGAGGUCGUGGUGGUCGUGGCAGGGGACGCAGCCAACCGACGGCACCACACGGCCAGCCGCAGUACUAGUACCCACCGUAUGUGAUGACACCGCAGGGCAUAGCCGCAUGGGGUGGUCCUUCGGCAGGGGGUGCUCCUACUAUGGGUACUGCUUCUUGUAAUUCUAUUGUGUCACAUUUAAAUAUAAAUGCUUUACAUGUUUGUGCUACUAAUUUUGGUUCUGCAGGCACUUCCUCAGAUGGGGGUAUUCUUGGGGCGGUUCCCCAUCAUAUUGUGUGUCAAAUCUGUUUCUCUGCAGGUCAUUCCGCUAUUGCUUGUCCAUCUCGGUUCAACCAGACUUCCACUCCAGCACUGUUGACUGCUUCUGGUGAAUCUAAUUCGGCUUUAUGGUAUCCUGACUCGGGAGCGUCUGCUCAUAUGACUGCAUCAGAAGGACAAGGCCUCGAGGGCGGUGCUUCUGCGUGCUAAUAGUAAUGGACC